Messenger RNA from Hibiscus syriacus, 1505 nucleotides. RefSeq lists its product as uncharacterized. Bases 72 to 1340 code for a protein of 422 amino acids. The transcript has 2 exons. NCBI's taxonomy places the organism in Eukaryota, Viridiplantae, Streptophyta, Magnoliopsida, Malvales, Malvaceae. The record is from RefSeq and is a predicted model, not a curated record.
CCCUCUCUUUACUAAAUUUUCUGAUCGGCAUACUUGAAGCAACCGUGUUUUUUCCUCAAACUACUAAAUCUAUGGCUGCGAUAGAAAACGAUACUGUUCAACCUCAUUCCGAUAUUGUUUCCGGUUCUGAUCUGUUCAUCUCUUUGCUUACCAAUGUUCUUCCAAGUUUUUCUGAUCUGUCUCAACACCAACUUGAUGAACUCCGCCGGGAAUUUUCCGGUUUAUUACCUGCACAUCGUCGUUUCGUCCUUAAUGCCCUUCGUGAUCCAGAACUAACUCGUUUUCGCUUCCUCAGUGACAUUGGGGGUCAUCCAGAUCCUCACGAAGUAGUCUCUGAUCUGCUUGCGUAUGAAUAUGCUAAACUCGAAGCCAUGGAGAAAGAGCUUUUCGGCGACUGUGUUCCCCUUUUACCCGAUCCUUCUGGUUAUGACUUUGGUACUUCUGCACAUCCAUUGAAAGGCAACCCUGUUCACCUUUUACCCUAUCCUUUUGGUUAUGACUUUGGUACUUGUGCACCUCCAUAUCCAUUGAAGGGCAACCCUGUUCACCUUUUACCCGAUCCUUCUAGUUGUGACUUUGGUACUUAUGCGCCUCCAUAUCCAUUGAAGGGCAACCCUGUUCACCUUUUACCCGAUCCUUCUGGUUAUGACUUUGGUACUUAUGCACAUCCAUUGAAAGACAACGGAGGUCUGAUAAGGGAUAUAGGGGGAAACUGGAAGUUUGCAAGGGAUCAUCAAACAUGGUGUAAGGCAUUAAUUGCAAUCGAUACUGGCGUAAUCAUUGCUUUGAUUUCCAAGUCUAUAGGCACCAACCCGAAAUCACUUCCAACCGAAAUUAUUGAAUCAUUUGCUGCAUGUUGUGCUGUUGUUGGCUUCUCCACUAGCUUAACUGGGCUGUACAUAAGCACCAAUAAACCAAAGCUGUUACCAUUUGGUUGUGACCCUGAUGUUUUGACCCACAAGAUGGGAAUUGUGGCGGGACUUGCCACAGCCUUUGGGUUCACAGCAGGCGUGCUCUUGCUCUUGCCAAACAACUUAUUCCGAGGGAUAACAAUGGCGGUGGCUUGUCUAGCGGUCACAAUCCCAAUCUUCAUCAAAUUUCGGACAUCUUAUGGCAAAGCUGCAAAUGAUCGACUUCAGAGUGAAGGUGCAGAUAUUCAUUCAUCUGGAGAAUCUGCAAACGAUCCACUUCCAAGACAAUUUGGAGAAUCUGCAAACGAUCCACUUCCAAGACAAUUUGGAGAAGCUGCAAACGAUACAUUUCUAAAGGAAGGUGCAGAUGUUCCAUUUGGGGAAGCUGCAAACAAUCCGUAUACCAUGCAAGGUGCAGAGAUGGUCUAAAUGUUUAGAACCAUCGUAAAUAAGUAAUAGCAUCUUACUAUCUUCUCAAGAUUAGAAAGGCAUGCUGAUUUACUUUGUGAGAAACCUAUCAGCAUCAAUUUGGGUUUGAAUAUUUAAUCAUGAUUUCAAUUUGGUUCUUGGUGUAUAUGAUUUAUCAUUUUCUUC